AUGCCUUACCGUCUCAGCGUUACUGCUGGUCCAAGCCUAGACUUAUCGACACACAACCCGGUUGAUGUCAACAAUGACGAUUGUCCUGUGGAGAUUUAUUCCCCUCACUUUCGUGGCAGGAUCACCGUGCGCGUCAAGAACCUUCCUGAAGAUCAAGCGCCCAUCUCUGAGUCCAGAUAUUUUAAUAACAAGAGCGCAACGUUCAGUUUACAAUGCCAAGGACAAUAUGGGAAUCAUGCAGACGAGUUAAAUGUGGAUGAUAUUAUGUUCGGGAUCGUUUUGCAAAAACCCCUCAGUGAUACUCCACCACUCGGUUUAAGCCUUAUUGAGCGUACCAUGCGCUUCUUCUGGCCUGUAAUGGAAAGCAACCUACAAGAUCAUACUCCAUGGGUACUCUCUCCCAUGUUUGCCACCAUGAGCCGAGUGCGAGUUCAAGUGGGUUCAGAUCCGAUUGAGCGGGAACUCGGUUUAAGCUCUCCCGCGCAAAACUACUUCCGCGAAUCCCUUGCGACGAAUGUGCGAUCGCAGCUCCCUCGCUGGCCUGGGAUCAUGACCGAUGCGGAGAGCGAAAGCAUUCCGCCUUCCUUCACCCGUCGCCCGCCGAAUCGCACUCCCAGAUCCCGUGCCUCGAGUUCUUCGCCCCCGCCCACUCCUCGAAGGUCAACUCUAUCGCGGACGUUCUCCUACUUUUCUCGGGCAGCUCCGCAAAGCUUAGAUGUUCCUGGAACCCCCCAGAACGCAAGAAAUAUUUUUAUCUCCAGUGGUACGAAAACAAAUACGCAUAGAGCCCACAGACGUUAUCACGACCGAUUUCCGUAA
Molecule: messenger RNA, 819 nt
Organism: Rhizoctonia solani
Lineage: Eukaryota; Fungi; Basidiomycota; Agaricomycetes; Cantharellales; Ceratobasidiaceae
Exons: 3
Coding region: 1-819 (272 amino acids)
Source: RefSeq, a predicted model, not a curated record